Molecule: messenger RNA, 726 nt
Organism: Mytilus trossulus (common blue mussel)
Lineage: Eukaryota; Metazoa; Mollusca; Bivalvia; Mytilida; Mytilidae
Product: PE-PGRS family protein PE_PGRS26-like
Exons: 2
Coding region: 139-687 (182 amino acids)
Source: RefSeq, a predicted model, not a curated record
AUUUAUUAUUUGUUGACGUCCACAAUAAAUUCAUGUUGUGUUUCCUUGUAAUAAAUUUGACAUUUAUUUAUUUUCCUCGCACUUGUUUGUAAAAGUUCAGACGUGAACGACCAACCAUUUGAGAACCAGUGACAGAUUAUGAACUGUUCUAUCGUUUUUUUGAUAGCUUCAAUAUCUAUUGUGUAUUACAUCAACUCUGUUUCUGCCCAAGUAAAUGUCGACAUAACUGGUGGCGGAGGAGGCGGCGGUGGUGGUGAUCAAGCACCUGGCGGUAGAGGUGGCGAUGUCAAUACUAAGAUUGUCAUAAAAAAAGGUAGAGGAGGAAAAAGAGACAAAAUUAAAGUAAACGGAAAAACAGUUGGGAAAGGAGAAAAUGCAGGUGUUAUAAAAGUAAAUGGAAAAAAAGUUGAUAUAGGAGGAAAAACAGGUAUAAAAGUAGACGGAAAAGGUGUUAUCGGAGGUAGAGGGAGAGGACAAGUUGGACAGAGAGGACCAGUUGUAGGGAGAGGACAAGUUGGAGGGAGGGGACCAGUUGUAGGGAGAGGACAAUUUGGAGGCAGAGGACCAUUUGUAGGGAGGAGACAAGUUGGAGGACAAGGACUAGGGGGACUUCUAUUAAACGGACUAAGAAGACAAGUUAGAAAGUUACUGGGAAAUGCUGUUAGUCCAAGGGUUAGACGAUUUUAAUUAUUUAAAUAUCCAAAGACAAUAAAUCGACAAAUAUCA